AUGUCAAGAGUAAUUGUAAGAUUUAUCUUGAAUGGACAAUGCAUUGCAAAUAAACCACUAAAUUCACAAGAUAAUUUGAAAACAGCAAGAGAGAAAAUCAAAGGAAAGAUAUCUGAUUCUCAACACUUUUUAACAAAAGAUGGUGAUAUAAUUGAUGUGAACGAUGAAGAGAGUUAUACUAUAGGAGAUGUAAUUGAUGAAAAAAGAGUAAUAAAUAUUAAAGGAGCAGAAGUUAAAAAAGGAAUAAGAAUAAAGAUAAAUGAUAAAGUACUUACCACACUUGAAAUAGACAAUAAAACAACAAUAAACAAUAUUAGAACAUUAGUUCAAAAUAUUCCAGAUUCAGCACAUUUCUAUACACUUGACAAUGACAAAGUUGAAAGAGAUGAAGAAGAAGAUUAUAUAGUAGAAGAUAUAAUAAAUAAUGAAGAAAUUAAUCUUAAAGAAGAUAAAGAAAAAAGUACACCAGAAAUAAAUGAUCUAACAAUUGGAAUAUGUUUAAAUGGAAAACCAAUGAUCAAAAAGAAAUUCAACAAGGAUACUUCUCUUUCGGAUGUUAGAAAAGAGAUUGAAAAUGUCAAACAAAUUCCAAAAGACUUUGUGUUUGAAGACGAAGAAGAAUUUAAAAUAUCAACUGAUGAUGAACAAAC
Messenger RNA from Entamoeba nuttalli P19, 650 nucleotides. RefSeq lists its product as hypothetical. NCBI's taxonomy places the organism in Eukaryota, Evosea, Mastigamoebida, Endamoebidae. The record is from RefSeq and is a predicted model, not a curated record. The annotation marks the transcript as partial. The transcript has a single exon.